Molecule: messenger RNA, 1426 nt
Organism: Labeo rohita (rohu)
Lineage: Eukaryota; Metazoa; Chordata; Actinopteri; Cypriniformes; Cyprinidae
Product: E3 ubiquitin/ISG15 ligase TRIM25
Exons: 5
Coding region: 54-1295 (413 amino acids)
Molecular function (GO): zinc ion binding
Source: RefSeq, a predicted model, not a curated record
CUGAAGUGUAGUUGAGCUGUUGUGUGUUUGUGUCUCUGUAUUCAUGCAGUAAAAUGGAAGAAGACAGAAUUUCCAUAAAUAAGAAGGAGUUCACGUGUGCAGUGUGUCUGGAUCUCCUGAAGGAUCCAGUGGCCAUUCCCUGUGGACACAGUUACUGUAAGAGCUGUAUUACAGGCUGCUGGGAUCAGGAGGAUCAGAUGAGAGUCUACAGCUGCCCUCAGUGCAGACAGACCUUCAGCAGUCCAAGACCUGCUUUAGCUAGAAACACCAUGCUGGCUGAAGUGGUGGAGAAACUGAAGAAGACCAAACUUCCUGCUGACUGUUACGCUGGAGCUGGAGAUGUGCAGUGUGACGUCUGUACUGGAACAAAAUACAAAGCCGUCAAGUCCUGUCUGGUGUGUCUGAACUCUUACUGUCAGAAUCACCUUGAACAACACGAGAGUUUCUUUAAAGGAAAGAGACACAAUUUGACUGAUGCCACUGGACGACUGCCGGAGAUGAUCUGCCAGAAACAUGAGAAGAUCCUUGAGGUUUUCUGUCGCACUGAUCAGAAAUGUAUAUGUGUGCUGUGUAUGGAUGAACAUAAAAACCACGACACUGUAUCAGCUGCAGCACAGAGGACAGAAAAACAGAAGCAGCUGAAGGAGACGCAGAAGACGUUCCAGCAGAGAAUCCAGCAGGGAGAGAAAGAUCUUCAGCAGCUGAGAGAGGCUGUGGAGUCUCAUAAGCGCUCUGCACAGACAGCAGUGGAGGACAGUGAGAGGAUCUUUACUGAGCUCAUCCGCUCCAUUGAGAGAAGCCGCUCUGAGCUGAUACGGCUGAUCAGAGAUCAGGAAAAGCGAGCAGUGAGUCGAGCUGAAGGACGACUGGAGCGACUGGAGCAGGAGAUCAAUGAUCUGAGGAGGAGAGACGCUGAGCUGGAGCAGCUUUCACACACACAGGAUCACAUCCAGUUCCUGCAGAGUUUCCAGUCUCUCUCAGCACCUCCUGAAUCUACAGACAUAAAUGAUGAUCCCUUCAUUUCUCUCGUCUCUUUUGAUGGUCUGAGAGAAUCUGUCCAUCAGCUGAAAGACAAACUGGAGGAUUUCUGCAAAGAGGAGCUCAAGAAGAUCUCAGACAGAGUCACAUUCAACAACAUUGUUCCCAGGACCAGGAACGACUUCCUACAAUGUAAGUCAGUAAGAAAACAAGCAGAAAAACUCACUGAGUGUGUUCAUGUUCUUCCUGUAGAAGGUGAAAGAAUAAUUGAUGAUGUAAAUGAUGAUUUGCACAGGAUAUCUGCUCAUCUGUACUGAGACACUGAUGAUACACUGAACAUGAAGAGUUCAGCUACAUGAAAACAUCAAACAGAUUCAUAAUUCCUGAUUCUGAUGUGUUUUAUCUCCAUCAGAUUCCCAUCAGCUCACUCUGGAUCUGAACACAGUGA